GUGACUUUUCCUCCGUGACGUUGUUCACUUACGUUGGCAAACCUAACUCCCCAGCUCUCUCUCUUUCUAUUGUUUGACAGACGCGCAAGUGUGUACGAUGGCUGUUACGAAAGCGGUAGCCCCCGCCGGUGCCAAAGCGCAACCUAAGAAGCAACAAAUCCGCGGAAAGGGGAUCAAGAAGAAGAAGGUGGCGUUGAGGUUCAUUGUAGACUGUACGCAUCCAGUGGAAGACAACAUUUUGGACGUCACCAACUUCGAGAACUACCUGAAGUCUAGAAUUAAGAUCAACGGAAAGACAGGAAACUUCGCCGGUGGUAAAGGUAGCCAGCAUGCCGUAACGCUGGGGAAGGAAAAGGGAACUAAAGUCGUCCUCAACUCAGAAAUUCCUUUCUCCAAGAGGUACCUCAAAUACCUCACUAAGAAAUAUUUGAAGAAAAAUAACUUGCGUGAUUGGUUGAGGGUUGUAGCUGCUGGUAAAGACAGUUAUGAGCUCAGAUACUUCCAGAUCAACAGUCAAGAAGACGACGAUGAGGAAGACAAUGAAUGAUUUUAACGCAGUUUGAAUAAAUGAUAAAUUGGUUUGUA
Zophobas morio is the source of this 585-nucleotide messenger RNA. Its product is annotated as large ribosomal subunit protein eL22-like. The transcript has 3 exons. Gene Ontology annotation, molecular function: structural constituent of ribosome; RNA binding. NCBI's taxonomy places the organism in Eukaryota, Metazoa, Arthropoda, Insecta, Coleoptera, Tenebrionidae. The coding region runs from base 98 to 547 and encodes 149 amino acids. Gene Ontology annotation, cellular component: ribosome. The record is from RefSeq and is a predicted model, not a curated record. Gene Ontology annotation, biological process: cytoplasmic translation.